Molecule: messenger RNA, 1341 nt
Organism: Helobdella robusta
Lineage: Eukaryota; Metazoa; Annelida; Clitellata; Rhynchobdellida; Glossiphoniidae
Exons: 6
Coding region: 1-1341 (446 amino acids)
Source: RefSeq, a predicted model, not a curated record
AUGUACGAUAUUGUUAAAAAUAAAUUGUUAACGUUGGAAAACAUAGAUCAUGAUUCUACAAUUUACAACAGAUACAAAAAAAUCAUGAUGCUAAUUGUUUUAAAUUAUUGGAAAACAGAAAGCAACAAUGGAACAAUUCAAUACAUCCCAGUUCAGUCAACGAAAGUGCUUGACAAAGGUAAAGAGUGGUUUUUAAAACACAUUAAGAAAGUCGAUAUCAGUAAAAUAUGCAAAAUGACAGGGUCCUUACUGAUUCCAAAAAAUUAUACAGAAAGCUAUGCACUGUUGAAAAAGUAUAUGCCUGGUCCAGAAGCAGGUAAAUUCGUUGAGAAAGUAUGCCAGGUUGUGCACACAUUCCUUUAUCCAAUUCUCCAAUUUGAUUGGAAAAAAUAUUUCGGGAAAGAAACUAAUGGAACGUUUAAAAACUUGGACAUGCAAACAGUCGGAGAUCUCGUUGUGUUGCAUGAAAAUAAUCUUUUUGAUUACACGUCAGAUAUGUUGAAGGCAGCUGGAGUACCAGUGAAAAAAAUUAUUAAAUAUUUCGCAGCUUUCGGCAGCUUGAAUAGAGCUAUAGCAGAUGGGAAACUGAAUAUAAACGCCGUUAUUGGGAACAUUAAAAACAGCCGAAUCUUAAAUUGGAAAAAUUUAAUCAGGAGUGGCGCUAAAACGUUGUACAUUUUAAAAAACGUGGAUUUUAAAAAAAGUCAUUUUGACGACCUUAAAAAAGCAUUAACCUCAUUUGCAAAAACUUUAUCUAGGCUGAAUAUGAGUGCCACACAGAUGAUUGAAAAAUUUUACGGGAGUGUAUCUAGGAAGUUUGAGUACGCACUGCUCCAAAAUGUGAUCAGUCUGAAUGUAAAACACAGGGCGUUGCACAAAAUACUGACGCUACUUUCAGAUAAUGCAACGCUACACAAAAAUCCAUUCAGUGUAACUGACAAGAUGUUGAGAGAAUUAGAUGUCGCCAGAGCAGAAUGGAACACAGUAAUUCAAAGAGCUGCUGAUUAUUACAUGCCUCAUAAAAACGUUCUUCCUACCAAAAUUAGAUACAGAAAAGGCAUGGAAUGGUGUGGAGCGCCUUUUCAGAAUACACAGCUUUCUCUAAAGGCCCUCACUAUGCAUAUUUUCAAUCUGGUCCCAACCGUGCUGGAUGGUUCGUUUCGGAAAAAUGGGAUGAAGAAGCCAGAAAUUUUGGACGAAUAUUUCCGAAAUGUAGAUAGCGAACCCAAGAACACUGUUCAAAAAGAUUAUUGUGAUGUUUCUUAUGUUCAUUUUGCCAAAUUGGUAAAAAUCUUGAUAAAAUUUGAUAUGAAACCCUUCCGUCAUUAUGACCUCUUCUGA